Molecule: messenger RNA, 7620 nt
Organism: Pristis pectinata (smalltooth sawfish)
Lineage: Eukaryota; Metazoa; Chordata; Chondrichthyes; Rhinopristiformes; Pristidae
Gene: szrd1
Product: SUZ RNA binding domain containing 1
Exons: 4
Coding region: 119-571 (150 amino acids)
Source: RefSeq, a predicted model, not a curated record
CUUGGUGCCGUCUUCUGCGGCUGCGCAUCUCUGGCUGGCUGUGGUGUGCGGCUGCGCGCAGAGGAUUUUGCGCCUGCGCUGUACGGCCCGGGGGGGGCGAGUGAGCUGAGCAGCUAAAAUGGAAGAUGAGGAAAUCGCGGAUAAUUGGGAGGAAGCAGCCGAUAGUGGGGAAAUUGACCGACGGCUGGAAGCAAAACUAAAGAUCCAGCAGAAGGAAAAGAAAUCGAAACAGGCACCUAAAGUUCCCAUCGUCAUACAGGAUGACUUCCACCCAACGCCCUGCACCCCACCAAUCCGCAUUCUGAAGAGACCGACAAGUAAUGGGGUGGUAAAUACGCCACACUCUGCUACGCGGCCUCUGCCACAAGUCAAGUCACUGGCUCAGAGAGAAGCUGAAUAUGCAGAGGCACGGAAAAGGAUCCUUGGGAGUGCGAGUCCUGAAGAGGAGGAUAAAGCCAACCCUGACAGGCCAACCAGGAUCACCCAACUGGAGGAGAACAGGCAGCAGAGCAGUAUAAUUCGACAACCCCUGGGUCCUGAUGGUACACAAGGCUUCAAACAACGCAGAUAAAACGUGCGCCAGAGAGCGCGCUUUAUAAAACAGAACUCUCCAUGACUGAGCGUGCAGUGUUGGACAGAGAAAACGGACUCAAGCAGAGGACCUGAUCUGCUUUUCUUGCACUGUGAUCCCCCUUUGCUCCGCCCACUGUGACCUUUCUCCUUGCGCACUGUGACCCCUGCUCCGCCCACUGUGGUUGGCACACUGCUGUGAGCUCUCCAAGGAAACCAUGAAGGGGAGGUUUCUUGCAAUCAGACUGGCCAAGAAUAUAUUGUGUGCCAUUUCUAAUCAGAAAUUUGCUCCAGCAAUAAUACUGUUUAAGAAUGUUCAAUAGUUUAUCUUUUAAUUUCAGGAAAGAAUUUGACUAUGUAUUAGUGAUGGGUGCUGUUUUCUCUCAUCAUACACUUCACAGGAUUGUUUUGGUUUCCUUUCAUCUAAUCCGUUACUGCAGGAUAGUUGCUCAAGGCUAAUUACCUUGCGAAAGCAAUGUCAAAAAUCCAUCAAAUGCAUCCAUUUUAAAAUUAUUUAUUUUGCAUAGUAUUUAAAAUGUCUUCAAAGCAUCUAUUCUAGAGAAACAGGACAAGAACAUAAGAUGGUCCACGAAAAGAUUGUGGACAACAGGCUUGGGCUGUUUGGCACAGCAACCAUGAGAUGCACUAUGGAACACAACUGCUGUGUCAGUGGCCUGGUGCGCAGCCAAUUCCUGUCAGAUUCUUGUCCUCCCUUCGAUAGUAGGAGCACAAGUCUGUUGAAUAACGGAAAACUGGUCGCAGAGGGGGGGAGUGAGAAAAGAGAGCGGCUCUAAUAGUGGCCAUGAAUGUUACUAUAUCUCACACCUGAAAGUGCUUAACUGCAGCAUCUCAAUUCCAGGAUUUAGUUUUAAAUCAAAAACUCGUAUGAUGGUGAGAUUAAAAUAUGGCCCAUUAGGGUAGCACUUAAGGUGUUAACUGCAUAACGUUGUAGUCAUGUGAUCUUAUUCCAGCACUGCCUUAUGCUCAAAUUCACCAGCCAUGCUUUGUGCGUGUUGGUUUUUGAUAUAACCUGCAGGAUAGGUAUAACUUGCAGUAGUAGAAAAUCUCUUUUUUAAGAGGAUGUUUUGGCAAAGGCCAUGCUUAUAGUUAAUGCUGCUCCCAUUAUGGUUCUGUGCAGAGCAGUCAUAUUGUCAGAAACUGGGCAGGUUUUCAGAGAUGUUCUAUCUGACAGUCUCCCCAGUUUUAUGAAGAGGAAGAAGAGAGAAGGACAGAAAUAAAUGAAAAUUUUAAAGGGAAAUAAAAUGGUUUCAAUCAAAUUAAAUGUUCCUAGGGGCAAGUUGGAAGGGUUUGAGGCCAAUUAGUGGAACCUGAGGGUUUGGUACUUUGUCUCCUUUCUAGUGGUUGUGUGCGUCUGCAUCCUGCUAUAUGACACUAAAGCAAGGUGUUGCAGUUAUGGCCCAUCACUAGUACAUACUCUUAAUAUUUUUUCAAGGCAUUGCCUUUAUUUUCUACAAUUUCUAGAAAACUGUUUCUAGAUCCAUCUAAUGUUAAAAGGGCACGUGUGAUUUUUGUUUCUUUUUGUGGCUCGCAUGCGAGCUGAUGCAGCCAUCUGUCUUGUGUUUGCGCACAUGCGCACGUGUAUGUAUUUGUAUGUGUACAUUCUGUGUAUGUCUGCCUGCGAACAAAAAAAAACUGCUUUUUGUGGGGGAUGGGGAUGAGAUUAAUGAAUUUUGGUACAUUUCAACCAGUGCUUGGAAAAAGAAUUAGCUGCCUCACUCCUGAACAGCUGCUAGCACAGCCAGCCUUGCAUUUUAACAGCCAUCAGAUUAUUUGACUGAGGCGCCUAGCUCAGCUCAAUUGAUUGGGACUGAGGUUGAAUAGGCUUCAAAUGCUACUAAUAGUCAUGGUUAAAAAUGGCAAGAUUUCAGGCCCUAAAGCUAUUUUAAAAUUUUUAUAAUGGCAAUAUUCAGUUAAACCUGGGCAUUUGUUAAAUCUCAAGCUAAUGUAUUUUUUUUGUGUAACUUCUUCCCAGGUUUGUUUGUAAAUUGGUGCGAUGUUUCCAUGCAAAUUGGUACAUCAGUGGACUGACUGAUUCUGAUCCCUGGUGUUCAUGAAACUGGCCUGACUGAAAUGAUUGCCUGACACUCAUUUUGUAAAUGAUAAAGUAGCUGACCUCCCACUGGUUCUGUGGGUUAAUGCACUGUAAUGAUGUGGUAUUCAAACCAAAAAGGUCAUUGUUUUAAUGUAAUUUUAACUCUACAAUGGCCUGAGUGUACCUACAAUAGGGAGGGAACAUUUGAUAAGGGUUUAUUUUCCCUAUUUGGAUGUUCAGUAAUCAUUAAAAAUCAGCAAGGAAUGAAUUGUAUUCCUGCUGAUUCUGUUUCCUGCCACCACCUAGUCAGGUAACCUGGUGUUCAUUGUUCAGUACAAGUGUCACUUAGUCAAGGUAAUGCCCAUGUAACUAUUUCUAGGAUGAGGAUGAUGUUUUCAAAACAGAUUGUUUAAGGUAAGUACUGGACAGGAGAUUUGCAUUCCUACGAAGAGGGGCAAAUGUGUUUUUAAGCACAGGAUCAGUCAAGCAACUAUUAUUUUUAUAAUUCUAACCAGGAAAUGUAAUCAGGUGUCUAGUGUUUUUAAAAUCAAACUCUGGUUUUGUUUCUUGCAGUUAUUGAUUUCAAAGCCCAUAUGUUUGAUGGUAAACCAAAAAGAGAACUGUACAGUGACGUGCAUGUAUCCUAGAUUACUUCAGAAAGCUGGCACUGGUGUGAAAUGCAGUGUGAAAUAAUGAUAUUUGUGGGAUCUUAUUGUCUUUGAGGGUCAUUAAUUGAGGAGAAAUUUGUUUGCAAACACUGGUAUUGUAUGGGCAAAAUAAAGUGACAGUGAAAUCUGGUUGUGAAAGGACUCUGGAGGAUGCCAUGUUCAGUUUGUUUGGGUUAGAGGAAUCAAAAAUAGGCUGGAAGAACAUUGCACACUACAUACACCAGCAUAACAUGACCGCAGAUUGAAUCUGAUCUAAUAAACAAAAUCCGGAUGCCACCCUGCACGAUUGCUGACAUAAUGGCAUAAGGUCAUCUUUAGGUCAGGGCUAGAUCUAGGACUGUUUGUAGCACAGAUUAAAAGAUGGAUUAGGGAAACGGACUGACAUAAAAACCAAGUGAGAUUUCUGAAAGAUGUAACACGCAGGCAAUGAUAACGGGAUCCACAAGGUUUUUGGCAAAGAAUGGAGCAAGGCCUAAAUGAACCUUUCGAGUGCAUCUACAUAAGGGUUGCCUUGUCUAGUUAAAGUGAAAAAAAUGUUCAUGUCUCUGGUUCAGAGAUUCUAAAGUAGCAUUCCACCUCCUCUCCAAUUGGUUAAAACCUAGCCCUCCCCUGCACUGUCCCAGGCUGUGUUACUGAAAUCAGGUCCCUGUUAUGUUUGGAAUUGUUGGCACAAAACUUGUUCUUUCAGGGCCUUCCAGAAUUCUUUCCAGUAGGAAUACCUCAUUGGAAAGGGUAUCUUGUUAAAGAUCAGGAAACUGAACAAUAUACAGAAAUGUUAACAAUAUUCCCAGAUAUCCAAAAUAUUUGUGGGUGAUAAUGUAAUUAUCAAGUGAUGAGAGUUAAUACUUGUACAAUGAGUUGUAUUUUGUUAAUGUGGUGUGAGGAGGGAGUUCCAUUUGCAGUUAAACUCUGGCCUCUUAUGUUUAUUAAACCCUGCUCACAUAACACACUUCUUAAAUCAAACAUUGGGCUAAUUCAUAAGUCAAAAGUACCAAAUGUGAGAGAUCAGCUGCUAGUUGACAAACAGAUGGGGGUGUGUGGAUCCAUGUUUUAAGUUUUGCAGCUUUUUUUUAAAAGAGUAUCUUAAUCAGGGCCACUUUGGUGACCAAAUAAGCUAAAUUCUAUAUGACGUCAAAUUACUGGGUUUUCCUAAACUUUUGGAGAUCAAAUUUCAUGCUCCCCUCCCCUGCACCCCACACCCACGGAAACCAUAGUGUUUUAAAUGUACUUUAAUUACCAAGUUGAUCUGGGCUCUCACUCAGCCAAAUACUUAUAUACCUGCAUUAUAUGUAACUUGGAUUUGCUCUAGCAUCUUGUUAAGGGUUUUUUUUUGUGGUUUAUUUCCUAGGAAACAGACAAGUUGUAAAGUAAUUUGGCAAACUAAGUGAAAAUGGACCUUCCAAUUUGUACUUUAACUUGUAGGUUGUUUAUAUUGAGUCUCAUAAUUUAUAUCUGAAUAGAGUGAAACUUGGUUUUGGAACAGACUACAAUCCUGCUUCAAUUCAAAAGAAACAGUUAACAUUUCUCUUUCCACAAUAAGAAAUGUUAACUGUUUCUCUUUCCACAGAUGCUGCCUGGGUGUUCCCAACAUUUUCUGUGUUUAAUUUUAGAUUUCCAGCGUCCUUUUGGUUUUACUUUCAAUUCUGCUUUAAUGAUUACAAUGGAACAAAAUGCUUUUCUGUGGAAUUUUUAAUCUACUGGAAAUAGUGGGAUCUUCAAUAAUGUCAUGAAAGGGCACUAAGUGCUGCAGUUAUCAUUGGUAUUGAGGAAGCUUGAACUACAAAACUACAUUGCAAAAUCUUUGUGACGGAUACUCUGGAUGUGCCAUAUCCUGCAAUUGGGAGGAAUGUCCUUAAAGAAUAUAGAACCCUUUUGGUUGCAUUCAUUUUUUAGUUACUCCCUUGUAUCUCACUUUUUGAUAAAGAAAUAAUCUGCUUGUCCUAAUAUUUAUAAGAAUGCAACCUGGAGCAGUUUACUUUGCACAAUAAAUCUUGUGGAUUCCUAAUUUCAAUGUAAUUUUACAUCUAAAGUCUGUUUCUACCCUCUUUUUGUCAUUUGCCUCCCCCCAACCCUCAACCCCAUUUUGCUAUUGCAAUAAGCCACCUAAUUUGAAGCAUUGGGAUAAUGCAACUAAGUGAUCACUUGAAGAAUUUCAUUAUGAGAAGUCAUGCUUUGACACUUGUAGGUAGUCUUUCCAAAUCCCACAGAGAAUGAAACAGACUGGAAUUUGGACAGAAUUGUCCCAAAUAGCUAUUAGUCCAAAUGCAAAUCAAAAUGGCUAGAAAGAACAUCAAAUCUGCCUAUCUUGAAUAAACAUAUCAAGAUGAUUGUUAAAUUUAGAUCUGUAGAAUCAUCCACUUGUCAUUGUACCAGCAGGUCCUGUAGAUGGUACCGUCACUGUGCUGAAUGUGAUUAAUAGUUUUAGUUACUAAGCAAUAGUAAUAUACUCUUGAAUUCCAUUAGUGUGUCAGUAUAUCUUGUCUAAUAGAAGAAAAAGACAAGAAAUCAGCCUAAUAUCCAAGCUUCUGAAAUGAUGAGUUCUUAUUCGGAUCAUGUUGUUUUAUCUGAAGGAUGACAUGCCACUUGUAUGUAGUCUGUCAGAUAAAUGGAAAAACUUAGCAGUAAGCCUGAUGUCAAUCAAGUAAACCUAGAAUAUCGUUGAGGUGUUGCAGACAUUGCAUUUGUAUCUAAAAACUGAACUGUAGGUGAGAGGGAGGACAAAAGGAGAAAUGGGAAGGAGAUAAACAUUUACAAAUUAGACUGAUACAUGAGCCUAGACCACUGAUUCAAGGUUUUUUUUUACACAAGCAGCAUCAUUGUACACUUUCAUUAGGUUUAUACAAUUGCUUUUGUGCAAUCAAAUGUCCGGUUUUAAUUUGAAAUUUUUAAUUAUCUAAACCAAUCUCUUUAAACAACCCCUGCAGAGGUUCUUAAAAGCUGAGUGAUUGGGCCGGUGAAAGGACCAAUGAUGUAUGUCAAACCUGAAGGGUUCAAAAGUGGUAUCUAUCCUUGUUUAUAAACUUGUAUAAUGGUUAUUUUGAGAAUAUGCUGCUUUAUUGCUAUUGAUUAGUUCCUUUUUUCAUAACUUUUACAAAAUACAUCCUCCUCUAAAACCCUAUCCAGGUUUCCAAGUCAAUUCUGCUGUUGUUUCUAAGAAAAGGACUUGUCUUGAACUUGCCCUUGCCAGGCUUUCCUUAUGUUGAUUUUUGGUUUAGUUUAUCAUGCCUAAUCUUGGUUGCAAAUGUAGGCAAAAUUCAGUAUGUCUUCAGCUUUCGACUGAUCCACAUGUGGCAUUUGUAUAUUAUGCAAAAAAAAAAGCCACUGUCCAUCAAAUAGCAUGUUCUUCUCUUGAAGGAUUUAAUAUCUUGGUAGGUAGAGAUGGAUGGUUUUACUAUGACUUGUCAAAUCAAUGUUUCCCUGGUAGAGACUGUCAUACUUGGAUAAGUAAGAUAUUUGUAUGUUGCAAAAUUUGAGAGACUUGAUUUUCAGAUUUACUGAACUUUCACAAUCUGCUAGUUUUAUUUUAAUUGGACAGUACAGUUUGUGAAUUCUGAAAGGGCAUCAUCUGGUUGGAAAAAUAAAUGUUUGACUAUUAUUUUGUAGGGAUGUGAUUCACUGCUCACUUGUGACUUUGUUUCAACCAAACCUGUAUAUCUUGAACUCCAGAAUUAUAUGGUUGAUCAGUUAGCAUCUGAAAAAGAUCUGUAAAUAUUUUGUGGGGCACUUAAUCAGAAUGGCUGUAGUGUCACCAAAGUUUCUAGGAGUAUUUAAUAAGAAACAGCCCCUUUAAGCUUGCAAAAUGCCGAUUUGAUGAAUGUGUCGAUCAGGUUCUUGCAUGCUGUUGCACUGUGGAAAUGGUGCGUUCCUGUGCCAUUUUGUUAGUGAUGUAAACAACUGCUGGAUGCCUGUCACACAAUCUAAAUGGAAUUAUUUUGUGUUGAUUAGCAGGCAUGAUGUCUAUCACUGUAUUUUGUCAUUAUUUACUGACAAUGUACACAAUGUAACAUUUGUGGGAUUCAGUGUUAACAGCUGCUGUUUUUUUGGUUGAAUUUAUUAUAGAUGUUUAUUUGCAGGAAGGCUGGGAAAGAUGUGCAAAUACUGUUUGCUUGUAAAACAUCUUUAUCUAAAAUAGAUGCUUUUGCUACUGCUUUCCUUUUAGUUAUAUUUUAUCCUGUAAUGUCAUCUGGACUCCUUUUAAAGCAGCAUUUUCUUACAGCAUUCAGCAAAAGGAAAGUUCUGGUCUUUGAUUGCUGAAUAUGAUCUGUACAACUUCUGUUUAUAACUGACUGGCAAAGUUAACUAUAUUUUGAGUAAAAUUUUAUAAGUUUA